CGCUCAAAACUACCCAUUUUGUUCCUCCCCUUGACAUGGGUAACUUGAUAAGACGUCCCCCCAAAUGGGAAAGCGAAUCGACGGACAAAAUAUUAAUUGACGCUAUCAUGACCAACAACACAUCGAUGCUCCAGGAGUUACUGCCGUCCCAUUCAGUUUACCAAACGGUUAUCUGCCAGGAAAAAGGGAGAUUUGGGCAAGACAAUACACAAAAUGGAGAUCCUGAAAAGAGCCCCCCAAAAGCAGAAUGCUGCACGGAGAACCGCCACAAAGCAGAAGAAAGGAAUGACAGCAAGCAGCUCCCCAUCAAAUCGAAGAAGAGCAUCAAGGCCACGCCCAGUGACGUGGCUGGCCACCACGAUCACCAUCCUCUCCAUCUGGCUAUAACCAACGGGUGUCAUCACCUUAUCCCCGACCUGCUGAAGCGGGGGGCAAGAAUAGACGACAGGACAAAAGCCGGCCAAACCGCUCUUCACCUCGCUUCCAAAACCCUCAACCAAGAAGCCGUUCAGAUGUUACUCCGCUGUGGGGCCAAGGUAAACUCCACCACUCCGAUGACCCAAGAGACCCCGCUCCAUCUGGCCGUCCACACCUUGUCCUGCAAGGCCGGCAUUGUCCUAGCGGCCGACGGGAAGUGCGUGGAGCUUCUGCUGAUGAAUGGAGCCGACGUCUGUGUGAAAGACUGGAAAGGCCAGGAAGCCCUCCACCACGCUUGCCGAAAUGGCCGGGAAGACAUUAUUAACCUCCUCCUCAAUUAUGGGGCGGACGUGAACGCCUUAACGUUGCAAGCGGAGUCGUGCCUUUUCCUGUUCCUGGAAAAAGCCACCAAUCUCAAGAAGGCCAACGUUCUCUGGAAGCUGCUGAGCCUAUCCUACCCUCUGAAGCUCACCAACUCUGAGGAUCGUCUACCCCGACUGCUGGAUGACCCCUACUGGGAGCCGCUGAAGGACAUACUCCUCCAGGUGUCUUCACAAGUGUGGUCCUUACAGGACAUUUGCAAAUUCAACAUCCGGAAGGUCUACGGAGGAAACUCGAGAUACUGGCUCAAAGAGGCGAUGCCCAUCGAACUGUGGGACUCUAUCUACACGAGCCAAGAGUUUUCGUAUGCCUCGAAAAUCGUCGAAAGGAUUUUUGACGGUGGGCGCCGCCAGUCCGAAGUAAGGGAAAGGCCCUGGGAUGCCAGCCUCCUCCUCCUCUUUCUCCUUAGCGUGAUUCCUGCGCUGUGGCAGGGCCCGCUUUUCCUGGGACGCUAAGGUGUUGGGUCAAAAAGUAAAAUAAAAUUGAAAGUCUUUUAA
Pantherophis guttatus is the source of this 1295-nucleotide messenger RNA. RefSeq names its product ankyrin repeat domain 61 (gene ANKRD61). Gene Ontology annotation, molecular function: protein binding. NCBI's taxonomy places the organism in Eukaryota, Metazoa, Chordata, Lepidosauria, Squamata, Colubridae. The record is from RefSeq and is a predicted model, not a curated record.